Messenger RNA from Lizanozyma spartinae, 3402 nucleotides. RefSeq lists its product as uncharacterized. The record is from RefSeq and is a predicted model, not a curated record. The transcript has a single exon. Lineage: Eukaryota; Fungi; Ascomycota; Pichiomycetes; Serinales; Debaryomycetaceae. The coding region runs from base 1 to 3402 and encodes 1133 amino acids.
AUGGAUGACUUGGUACUUCCUUCAAAACAAUAUCACGUGGAAAGGAGGGCAAGAUCAACGUCUCCAGUGAAAACCCGUAAACAAAUGCCCUUGCACCAAAUAUAUACAACACCCUUAAGAGGUAGUGGUGGAAGUAAUGGUAGUUUAGUUGAUUCACUGGAUAUCCAUUCUAUAUCUUCCAAAACCACAUCACAUUUGUCAGCUGACCAAUUAAAACAGCUAUCCAAAUCUCCAAUCUCCAAAAGACUUCAUGUAUCAACAAAUGAGAAAUAUGUUAUUCCAAUUCCGUUCACAUUACAACUUCCACCAAAGUUAAGUCCUAAGAACUUAUCAAAAGGCGGUGGAGGUGGACCUCGUACUCCAAUUCCGUCCGAGCCUCCAAGUCCAUUAUCUGCCCAAACGUCAAAACGUACUCGUUUGGUAUACACUGGUCAAAAAUAUGAGAUGCUUGAUGAUUCAGAUGCAAAUGAUGAACUUUGCCAAAGUUCUUCAGGUUGUUCACCCAGGAGUUCGAGAUUAACUCCGUUACCUAAAAGACCAACUAAAUUUGCAAUUUCAAAAUCAAAAGUUAAUGUUCCAAUCAAAGAUAAUUUAAGCAUUAUAGAAGAAGUAUCUGUUAAUGGCAGUUCACGUCAAUCAAGUAUUAGAGACUUUCCUCCACCUGUUCCUCCGAAGGAUAUAGCUAAAGAAAUACCCUCUGACAUUGCAAAGUUAAAGCUUUUAGUUCAGCCGCAACCAGUUAAGGCUACUACAACAGAAUUAACACUUGCUACAGUUACUGAAAGAAAAUCUAUUGAAAAUAAUAAUAGUAAUAACAAAAGUCAAUUGUUGAAUCCAUUCCAUACUUUAGAUCCGAACUCUAAUAGCAAUAAUCAUAAUCCUCCCUCACUUUCAUAUGCUCCGGACAUACCGCAUUCCAACAAAGACUUGAAACAUUUAGAAUACAUAAAGUUCUUACCAUCACCAUUUGUUGAAAAUAGUGAUAGAAAGAUUAGUAAUUCUUCAUCUUCAACAGUCUCAGAGCUCAAUAACACCUUAAGUGAUAUGCAAGAAGAGUACAUCCGGUAUAGAACCAUAUUAGAGUUGAGAGAACAGGCCAAGAAUGCUCAAGAGAUUGAUAAUGACAAGCAAGCAAGAGAAGAAUAUGAACAAUACAUCAAGAAAAAGCUUCUGGUGCCCAUUAAGAUGUCAGACAACACGAGGAAUGUAAGUGGCCAGUCGACGUCCACCACAACGUCUUCAAACGGAAUGUCUUCAGGAUCUGAAGCAUUGAGCACGUCAUCUUGGAACUCCUUACAAAGGUCAAUUGAAAUUAGCAUUGCAGAAUUAUCUCAAAAGGAUAUAAAUAUCACUAGAAAUGAAUCUGGACAAUCUGAAAUUUCAAUCGACUAUGGAUCAUGGGAAGAUGCAAGUUCUGAGGAACAGAGCAACUAUUUGGAUGAUAUCAAUGAUGAGACUUUGAUAUUGAAAAUUGCCAGUGAUGAGCCAACCACCAAAUCUACUGAAGAAAAGGUAAUAAACGAUGAUCAGGAACAGAGUCCUAGUACUCUGACUACCAUUGAGCCUCUUACCAUACGGAAACUGAUCAAGACAGCAAUGUCACCAUCUGAUAAUGAGGAAAACAAACAAGCUGCUGUCACCAUAGACAAAUCAUUGAUUAGUGACAACGAAGGGGUAGGAAGAUCGUUCUAUUUUCCUAACAACUUGACGAACGCAACAAACGAUGAGCAGGUAAAGAAAAGGUCUGAUGGGUUUGAAGCAAAGCACAAACUGAGAAAGAGUUUUAUGUCAACUACUGGCCAAAUUGAAAUACCUAACAUCGCAGAGUUAUCCUUGAGUAAUUCAGAAGAAGAGGCUAUUGAAGAUUCUGAAAGUGAAGGCGAUGAAACCACUAAAGAACUCAAACUUAAUUUAGCUCCUGAUUCAGAUUCUCAAACCCAAUUAGAUUAUGAUUACGAUUAUUGUCAUGCUGAAUUGAAGAAUCAAAGAUCACCAAUGGGAAAGUCUGAAUCUGCUCCAUUACUAAAUCAACUAACUACAAGCUUAACACCUUCAGCAGCUCAAAGAAGACAAUCAAUGUCUCCAGCUCGACACCAAAGGAGUCGGUCAGUGUUCAACAUUAGCAACGACUUUAAUGAUUUGUAUCUCAGUCCUAAAGCAGAAUUAAUUUCCAAAGAAUCGCUGGGAAUUUCAGAUAGUCUUGCUCCACCAUGUACACCUUCUUCCACUAAAGAUGUUGAAUCUACCACUAUUAAAAGUGUUGAAUCCGAGAAAGAAAUAAGUCCACCAUCAAGGACAAUAUCUACCCCAAAGGAAUUGCCCAUAAUAGUUGCCGAGCCACCUAAAAAGGUUGAAUAUGAUGUCGAUUUCAAAGAGCUAAGUAUGGAAGGUGACGAGUUCCACUCGAAUAAAAUGUCUUCGGGUCCAUCUGUGAUGGAAAUCUAUGCCAACUUUAUCACCGAGCAACCUCACAAGAGACCAAUCACAACUACCAAGAAUUUACAGCCACCUUCUUUGAAUGAGGGGAACCGUCUGAACAAUGGGGUUACUUCUAUAUCCAGUUAUCAGAGUAGUAGAAGUUACAAGGGAACAGCAUCAUCUUACACUACUCAAGACGAUGAUGCUGAAAGUGUUGUCAUUGAUUUGACCAAGGAAAGAUACAAUGUCACUCAUAUACAAAGAAACGAUUCCAUUUUGUCAUACAAGUCUGUCACCGAGAGAACUAAGGACGGGAAGCUUGUGGAAGUGGUACUUGUUGAUGAAGAUGAUGGACCAGCAACAAAUAAGGACGAAUUGGAGAGCUUGUAUUCAAAAUACAGACACUUCAACUUUGCAGCAGGUUCAUCACAAUAUCAAGGAGACUUUGAAACAUCAUCACUUGCAUCAUUUACAAACUCUGUUAGUUCUUCUCAGAGAUUAUGUGUUAAGCGGAAAGAUAAGGUAGAGACAGCCAUCAACUUGAAAAAUGUCGGACAACAACCUAAAACAUCAUCAAAAACAAAGACACUACAGAAAGCACCUUCUUCUUCAUCUUCUACAACAAGUUCCAACAGUUCCAGAGUCAGCGUGGCCUACAAAUCCUCAAGAAUCAAGUUACCUGAGAAUAGAUUACUGGAAAGUAAAAUGGGCAGUCCUAUCUCAGUCAGUCCCAGUCCGAUCUCCGACAAGCUUAACUCCAAUAGUCCGAUCUCCGCCAAUAGUCAUAUCUCCGCCAGACACAGUCCUAUAUCCACCUCUCCAGUACUUACAAAAGAUGGAGUUUCACUAUCCACCCCAAAGAAAAAACCUUUAAACAUGACGAAGAAAAUGCAACCCAAUAGUUUGGAGUCAAACUAUUUCGAUUACACCUCCAAAGAGAAGUACGACUUUAAAAGUUUCAUGAAGGGAAGAACCAUUAUAUAA